UCAUGCUACACCAUCCACAACCACAGCCACAGAGCAGCAAGCACACAAGCAAGAAACACGAUCGAGAAGCUGCCAGCCAGCCAUGGAGGCCAUGUCAUACAUAGCCGUGCUCCUACUCCUCUCCUGCUCGCUCACGGCGGCGACGGCGCCGGCCGGCACGAUCGAGCGCGUGUCCAAGCAGCAGAUCCUGGCGAGCAUCCCACCAGGAGGGCACGCCAGCCCGCCCGUGCUGUUCCUCACGUCUCCGUCCGGCAAGUACGCGGCCUACUUCGUGCGCACCCACACCGCGCCUGGCGCCGGCGGGCUCGGCGCCGACUUCUGCUACGUCGAGGUGAUGGCCGGUGGUGAGGGCGAAGGCGGCGGCAGCGCUGCCCGCGCGAGCGCGUGGGAGUCGGAGUGCCGGCCGGUGAGCACGGUGAACACGUGCACCCUGCUCUUCUCGUGGCACGGGCUGGAGGUGUUCGACGGGGCCGAGGAGGUGUGGCACGGCGAGACCAACACCGACGGGACCAACUUCCUCCAGACGCUCGAGCUCGUCGACGACGGCGACAUGCGCGUCCGCGACAAGGACGGCGAGCUCGCGUGGCGCGCCAGCGACGAGCCCCGCCACGCGCAGCACUGCGGCGCGCCGGGGUCCCCGGGCCUCGCGGCCGCGCUGCCGCCCUUCGCCGAGCCCAUUGGCGCGCACAGCAGCAACCUGCCCUUCGGCCAGGUGGAGGGCGGCAACGGCCACGCGGCCGAGCUGCCGCAGGCGGCGCAGCUCGGGGACGGGGUUGCUCCAGGGGCCGGAGCCUUUGCCGGCGUAGGAGAAGUUGCCCCGGGAGCAGGCGGCUUGGGCGACGGGUACGGCUACGGCAUUGCACCAACGGCGGGAAGCGGCGGAGAGGGUGCCGCGGGGGCAGGACCCUUGGGUGACGGCUACGGGAUUGCACCGGGCGCCGGGACAGGAGCCUUCGAUGGUACCGGGGACAUGGGCGGACAGGGUGAAGCCGCGACGGCGGCGGGGGCUGCGGGCGGUGUGGCCGGAGCGGCAGCGUUCGGCAGCCAGCCGCUGGUGGACAACAGCCCGUACGACAGCGGAGCCUACAAGGGCAGCCGUGGGGGCCGUCUGGCAGCGAUUGGAACCGUGGUUUUGGUCGGUGCCAUUGCCGUGGGUUUCUGAUCAGGAAGACGAAUCAAUGGCGAAAGCGCGGGCAACAUCUAUAAUGCAAUGCAAUCGUGUUUCUUAAGGAGUUGUGAAGCUGUGACAUAUGCAUCUAUUACUUGUUAAUUAUGUAAUUUGUGUACUACAAUUGUAUCAAAGUCAAUACAAUUUGAUAAAAUCAAAUUGUAUAAUUUGACAUUUUGUUCUCUA
Triticum urartu is the source of this 1354-nucleotide messenger RNA. RefSeq lists its product as uncharacterized. NCBI's taxonomy places the organism in Eukaryota, Viridiplantae, Streptophyta, Magnoliopsida, Poales, Poaceae. The record is from RefSeq and is a predicted model, not a curated record.